GGCGUUACGUGGAUGAGGCGGGGACAAGAGCUGCGCGUGCGCACUGAGGCAAGGUGACGGUGCUGUUUCUCUUCUUCUGAGGGGAAGCGAAGGAGGACACUUUUCGGCCGCCCGUUCUCGCCUCGUCUAGCCGCGGCCAUGAGCUACGACCGGGCCAUUACCGUCUUCUCCCCUGACGGGCAUCUCUUCCAAGUCGAAUACGCCCAGGAGGCCGUGAAAAAAGGCUCCACCGCGGUUGGAGUACGAGGGAAAAAUAUUGUGGUCCUUGGUGUGGAGAAGAAAUCUGUGGCAAAACUUCAGGAUGAAAGGACUGUCCGAAAGAUCUGUGCCCUCGAUGACAAUGUCUGCAUGGCUUUUGCAGGGCUCACAGCGGAUGCCAGGAUAGUCAUAAACAGAGCUCGGGUGGAGUGUCAAAGCCAUAGACUUACAGUGGAGGAUCCUGUCACUGUGGAAUAUAUUACACGUUACAUUGCUAGCCUGAAGCAGCGGUAUACCCAGAGCAACGGCCGCAGACCUUUUGGUAUUUCUGCCCUGAUUGUGGGAUUUGACUUCGAUGGAACUCCAAGGCUUUAUCAGACUGAUCCCUCUGGUACCUACCAUGCUUGGAAGGCUAAUGCCAUUGGCAGAGGAGCAAAGUCAGUGCGUGAAUUUUUGGAGAAAAACUACACUGAUGAAGCAAUUGAAACAGAUGACCUGACCAUUAAGCUUGUCAUCAAAGCCCUUCUUGAAGUUGUACAGUCUGGUGGGAAAAAUAUUGAGCUAGCUGUUAUGAGAAGAAACCAGCCUCUCAAGAUCUUGAGCCCCGAAGAGAUUGAAAGAUACGUUGCGGAAAUUGAAAAGGAAAAGGAAGAAAAUGAGAAGAAAAAACAGAAGAAAACAUCGUGAUGAAUGAAAUCUAAUUCCCAUGUUGUUGGCUUUUGGUUUUAAAAUCAAUCAUGAGUUAAGUCUGUAUAGCUGCGUAGGCAUUCCAUUUUCUUGUUCUGUGCCCUUUGUAAAAGGCCUACAAUAAACCACCUGGUUUUUUAAAGCUUGUUCCUGUAAUGUGUUCCUUUCUUCAGCUUAACACUGUAGUGAUCACAACGCUUUGCGUUUCUGUAAUAGAUGGAAAUCUGUUUGCAUAAACUGACACCCACUUUGGCAUAAAAAAA
Molecule: messenger RNA, 1148 nt
Organism: Gekko japonicus
Lineage: Eukaryota; Metazoa; Chordata; Lepidosauria; Squamata; Gekkonidae
Gene: PSMA7
Product: proteasome subunit alpha 7
Exons: 7
Coding region: 139-885 (248 amino acids)
Biological process (GO): ubiquitin-dependent protein catabolic process
Cellular component (GO): proteasome core complex, alpha-subunit complex; proteasome core complex; nucleus
Source: RefSeq, a predicted model, not a curated record